UGUAGUCGGAGGAUAAUUCAAAAGUUUUAUGUAAAUUAUUUUCAAUAGUAGUAAUCUUUGGAAAAUGAAUUAUUUUUUGACAUGCAUUUGUAUCGUUCUAUUAAAGUACGGAUCUGUUCAUGCUAAUCAAAACAUAUACGAGUAUGGUGAUUGUCAAGAAGGCGGAGCCUCUUAUACAUAUGGACAUUUUGUCAUAUGUUACUGGAUAGAUUUUGUGCCUCUUCAACAUGGCACGACUCAUUGUGGAGAUUAUGAUUAUGCAUGGGUACCAGACAGUGGUGCAAAUGAUAUUUUAUAUCAGUUAGCAUUAACAAGGGGAACUGCAAAUAUCAUGUAUCACAUUGGAUACACAAUCGACUACAGCUCAUCCGUAGAUUACACAGUUAUAAGAGAGGUAAAUGGUGAGCCACAGAAUUAUUCUGCGUUUAUAUCGGCGAUGGAUACUACUAAAACCUGUGUUGGCUUCAAAGACGGACAUUGGGAUUCCAUACUUUGUACGCUCUACCGGGAAGCUUUUUGCUCUUUAGUUAUCGAGUUUAACUAUGGAGAUUGUAAGGAUAAUGGCGUGUCAUACUUAGUCGGGCUAAAUCUAUACUGUUACUGGAUUGACACUACCCAACAACAAUCUACAAAUGCAUGUGACCUUGAAUACUCCGUUAUCCCAGAUUUAAAAGCACAAAGAGUGGUUAAUUGGUUAAUUAAAGUGCGAAACCUAUCACAUACAGGGACUUAUUACCAUAUAGGAUAUAAAGAAACCCCAAGUGGAACAAAUGGUGUGUACACACAUUACGGAGUGCUACAAGACUGGACGAAUUGGGAUGUCAGCGAUUCAUACCCGUUGGAUAACAAUGUAGACAAUUGUGUUAUCAUUAAGCAGCCGUAUGGUCUUUGGAGAGACUAUACUUGCACAUUGUCACUCAUGUCAAUUUGCUCAACGGUUAGAAAAGUCACACGAUGUCAAACACCAGUCGUUUACGAUGGAUCAACGUUGAUAAGUCAAACCGGAGAUAUAUAUGGUGACACAUGUCAUUACACCUGUGACAUAGGCCGUGUGUUGGUGUCCGGAAAUCUAACGAGAACUUGUCAAAUGUAUGGAUUUUGGGACUACAGUGCACCAGUCUGUAGUAUAGAAACAUCCCAAACAACAACGGAAGUGAUAUCAACACCUGAACUAAAAUCGAGCGACAUAUCAACAUCAACAACCAUCGUCAUGGAGACUACAACCAAUACUCAAAAAGUUGAAGAAACCACCACGUUGUCACCUUCCGGCACAACAUCUAAUCUUUGCAUUUGUGCAUGCUCCCUAGUUGCAAAUAUGACAAUUGAUAUUGAACAGAGAAUUGAAGAAUUAAAAAAAAUCCUGACGGUGGACAAAGAGGUCUUAUCAUCUACAAUCCGCCGCCUUACUUGUGCGGAUGAUCCACGGCCGUCGUCGGCUUACAUUGGCUAUACUGGAGCUAUCAUCAUCGGUACUGUUCACAUCGAUCAUUAUCGUUGAUAUAAUUAACAUAUAUCUCUUCUGCAAAACAUUUUGAUUGAGAUUGAUAGUAUAUAUAUAUUUUGAAGAAUGGGAUAUUAUAUAUGAUGAGUUUAUUUACAACCAAUUGGUCGAAACCACUGCUGGUGGAGUUUUAAUUACCGGAGAGUAUCACCAGUCCAGGCCUCACGGUCAUAAAACUUUCGAGCAUGAUUUUUGUACUCAGACUCGAAAAUCAACCAAUCAUAUUGCUGGAUUUCCUGUUUCGAGCAUGAUUUUUGUGCUCCGAGCACUGAGCAAAGUUUUAUGCCUUCAAGGCCAGUAGUCAGCAUUUCUGUGCCGACAUGAAUUAUCAUUGAUAUGGCAAUAUCUAUACAUUAACUGUUUACAAAACAUUUAAAUUUUUGAAAAACUAAGGAUUUUCUACCUCAGGAAUAGAUUACUUUAGUUGUAAUUGGCAAAACUUUUAGGAAUUUUGGUCCUCAAUGCUCCUCAACUUUGUACUUUAUUUGGCCUUUUUAACUUUUUUGGAUUCGAGCGUCACUGAUGAGUCUUGUGUAGACGAAACGUGCGUCUGGCGUAAAUACAAUAUUUAAUCCUGGAUUAUAUGAUGAGUAUAUAUACACAUUUUAAAAGUUACAAAAAGUUAUUGUUACUUUUAUUGUGAUUCAUCCACAGAUUCUUCUUUGUAUUAUCAAGACCGUCCCAUUUUUUUGGUAUUUUAAAGCCAUCGUUAUUGUUUGUUCCACUGAUAUUUAUAACCAAUGAAUAAAAUGUUAUUUAUAUACACACCAGAGAGAAAUUCUGAUAAAAAAUCUAAGAUGGCUUCCUGAUGACCUUAUCCCGAAUAUCUGGUAAUCCGAAUCUUUCGUAUAAACAAAAGGUCAUUUUUUUUAACAUUUAUUCGAAUUUAUUUAAAGGUCUGAGAGAUUUCUUGUUAUGUAGAAGUGUAUACUAGUAGGCUGUACAUCCACGUCAUCACCAUCAUCAUCAGCAUUAUUAAAAAAAACUUACGUUAUUUUUGUUCCAUCUUUUUAAAUUGAUAGAUACGUAAAGUAUUGUAUCGCCUCCGGGUGCGGGGAUUUCUCGUUACAUUGAAGACCUGUUGGUGACCUUCUUCUGUUAUUUUUUCUAUGGUCGGGUUGUUGUCUCUUUGAUACAUUCCCUAUUUCCAUUCUCAAUUUUAUAUUUUGUACUGUUGCAUGCUUAUGUUAAUAUUGUAUAAUAAUGUAUUGUUGUUCGGACAGGACUUCAUAAGUUUG
Messenger RNA from Mytilus trossulus (common blue mussel), 2739 nucleotides. RefSeq lists its product as uncharacterized. The transcript is spliced from 7 exons. Bases 65 to 1498 code for a protein of 477 amino acids. The record is from RefSeq and is a predicted model, not a curated record. Lineage: Eukaryota; Metazoa; Mollusca; Bivalvia; Mytilida; Mytilidae.